AUGAUGAAUGACAAAAUGCUUGGGGGGUUACACUGGCAGGACCGAACUUCACUUUACCGUGCUCCUUCCACAACAAUUUGGGCACUGCGUUCCAUUGCACUCAAUAGUCGAGCUGGCGGCUGCGCGGCUCUUCAACAACUGCUGGUCGUUGCAGAGGAAAAGCGACGUCAGCAACUUGAACCGCAACCCCACCGUUCUGACACCAGUACGGAGGCUUUUUUGCAACGUUUAGUGGAGUGGCCUCUUCCUGUUCUUACACGUUGUUCCUCCAUCCUGCACGCCACUCGCGGCAUUUUAUGCGAGUGGAUCAGCGAAGCCGCAAGGACUGUAAAAACAGCUGCUGAAGCGGCUCCCACCAUUGCUUACUACCGCCGCCUGUACAACAUUUGCAUUUGGCAGCGGCGGCAUCCGCUUUUUAUACUUACCCCAGUGCUCGAUUUCUUGGGGUGUUCGUCCACAUGUGAAGCCAUCGAUGAUGUGUUGGAGGGAUUGUCGCUUCAUUUAGUGCCCGCGUUGAGUACCGUACCGCAUGUGUUGCGUUGCGAUGUGUUGAUGACAUUCCCUCGGGUGCCUUUCGAACAGCAGCGCCAUUUGAUGGAGGCGCUUCGCCGGAGCCACCCGACUGCGUCUGAUGUUGGGUUGGCGGGAGGCGGAAGCGAAAAGGCCCCUCCACCCGAGUUGUUUAUUGGAAAAUUUAUGCAAGUUGUGCCGCAAAGAUUUGGUAAGGGAGAUAUUAGCGAGGAACAAUACACGGAGUUGCGACGUGCGUUUGAAUUGCAUAAACGGGAAGGCGUUCGGAGGAUUCUUGCGCAUACUCCAUAG
Molecule: messenger RNA, 822 nt
Organism: Trypanosoma brucei brucei TREU927
Lineage: Eukaryota; Euglenozoa; Kinetoplastea; Trypanosomatida; Trypanosomatidae
Exons: 1
Coding region: 1-822 (273 amino acids)
Source: RefSeq, a predicted model, not a curated record